AUGGAAAGAUGCCCAGGCACUGAUCCUUCGGAUACCACAGCCACCAAGCCCCGACCUCCAAACACACAUGAUUCUGGCGGCUUUGUUCCAUUUCCUGGGGCUGCUUGGUUCAAGACAAAGCCAAACAGCCCAAUUAUCGAUGCCAUGGGCAAGCGGCUGGUAGAGGAAGGAUGUAAGGCGUAUAAGGUUGGACCUGGUCCCCAGUGGACGGGGGCUGAUCAGGACUCGUACAAGUUGUGGCAGCAGAAGCUUCGGUUUAAAGGUGCCAACGCAGAUGGGUGGCCAGGACAGGUUUCUUGGGAUAAACUCAAGGUUCCAAAUUAG
Penicillium argentinense is the source of this 324-nucleotide messenger RNA. RefSeq lists its product as uncharacterized. The record is from RefSeq and is a predicted model, not a curated record. The transcript has a single exon. Bases 1 to 324 code for a protein of 107 amino acids. Lineage: Eukaryota; Fungi; Ascomycota; Eurotiomycetes; Eurotiales; Aspergillaceae.